Molecule: messenger RNA, 6690 nt
Organism: Argiope bruennichi
Lineage: Eukaryota; Metazoa; Arthropoda; Arachnida; Araneae; Araneidae
Product: phospholipid-transporting ATPase ID-like
Exons: 23
Coding region: 297-3863 (1188 amino acids)
Biological process (GO): Golgi organization; phospholipid translocation
Cellular component (GO): plasma membrane
Molecular function (GO): ATP binding; ATPase-coupled intramembrane lipid carrier activity; magnesium ion binding
Source: RefSeq, a predicted model, not a curated record
UAAAGAUAAGGUGAAGCCUUCCGAUAGAACUCGUGCUCGUUCCCUAUACCUCAUUUUCAACAACAGUAUCUUUUUUUUUUUCUCUUGGAGGUGUUAACGCUGCAUUUCGGAUAUCUUAAAAACAGUCGUAAUAAAUCUUUAUUGAAAUCUUAUUUUGCAAAGGACGUUUGAAUUGUAUGGUGCAAAAGUUUUCGAGAUUGGCUUUUUUUGUCUGAAUUCUUCUUUUUCCUCCUGCUAGUCAGGAUGGUGCUUUAAUAAUGCCAGCGACUACCAAUGGAGGGUUUUGAGUGUCAAUCAUGGCGAAAUGUUGGAGACGCAAUGAAGACCACACAGAGACGGAGAGACGAGUACGGGCCAACGAUCCCGACUUCAACGCUCAGUUCAAGUAUGCCAAUAAUUUCAUCAAGACAUCCAAGUACAGCUUGGUUACUUUUGUGCCUCAAAAUUUGUUUGAACAGUUCCAGCGGCUGGCGAACUUCUAUUUUCUUUGCCUCCUCGUCCUUCAGCUGAUACCUCAGAUAUCGUCCCUAACAGCCGUAACUACAGCCGUGCCUCUUGCCGUUGUAUUGACGGUGACAGCCCUCAAAGAUGCCAUAGACGAUUUUCAACGCCAUCGCAGUGACAGCCAGGUCAACAAUCGGGAGUCCAAAGUGCUCCGGGAAGGCCGCCUUCUAGAGGAGAGGUGGUACAGAGUACAGGUGGGGGACAUCAUACGCAUGGAAAACGACCAGUUCGUAGCUGCAGAUCUCCUACUGCUGUCGACGAGUGAACCAAACGGACUCUGCUACAUCGAAACAGCAGAACUCGACGGGGAAACGAACCUCAAAUGCAGACAAGCACUACCGGAAACUGCAGAGUUAGGAGAGGACCAUGGCCUUUUUGGAAAAUUCACAGGCGAUGUGAUUUGCGAGCCACCCAACAACAACCUUAGCAAAUUCGAAGGCACCCUCCGUUGGGAAGGAGAGACGUACUCGCUGGAUAAUGACAAGGUGCUGUACAGGGGCUGCGUGUUGCGCAACACCCGCUGGUGCUAUGGCCUCGUCAUCUUUGCCGGAAGGGAUACAAAGCUCAUGCAGAACAGCGGAAAAACCAUCUUUAAGCGCACAAGCCUCGACAGGCUACUCAACAUCAUCAUCAUCGGAAUCGUGUUCUUCCUGCUCAGCCUUUGCUUGUUCUGCACGGUGGCAUGCGGUAUUUGGGAGAGUGUUACAGGCAGCGACUUCCGCCUUUACCUCCCCUGGGACCCACUAGUUCCCAAAACUGACACCGGUGGCGCCACUGUCACAGCCGUACUCGUGUUCUUUUCUUACGGCAUUGUCAUGAACACCGUCGUGCCUAUCUCGCUCUACGUCAGCGUGGAAGUGAUCCGGUUCUUCCACAGCUUGUUGAUCAAUUGGGACGAGAAGAUGUACUACGCCACAAACGACACCCCAGCCAAAGCACGCACCACAACACUGAACGAGGAGCUGGGCCAAAUAGAAUACAUCUUCUCCGACAAGACGGGCACCCUCACACAGAACAUCAUGACCUUCAACAAAUGUUCUAUCAACGGGAAGAUGUAUGGGGACGUCAUCGAUGUGGCCACGGGCGAGCCGAUAGUCAUCACAGAGGAUACCAAGACUGUGGACUUGUCCUUCAAUCCGAUGCACGAGGCCAAAUUUAAGUUCUACGACGACACCCUUCUGGAAGACAUCCGAAAAGGGGACUCCCAAGUCUUCGAGUUCUUCAGGCUACUGGCACUCUGCCACACGGUCAUGUCGGAAGAGAAACCAGGUGGGGUGUUAGAAUAUCAGGCGCAAUCACCAGAUGAAGAAGCCCUCACCUCAGCAGCGAGAAAUUUCGGUUUCGUUUUUCGAAAUCGUACUCCUGCUUCAGUCGUAAUCGAGGUGAUGGGACAACGCGAAGUGUACGAUCUCUACUGUAUCCUCGAUUUCAACAACGUCCGAAAAAGAAUGUCUGUGAUACUCCGAAAAGACGGCGUACUGAAACUGUACUGUAAAGGUGCAGACUCCGUCAUCUUCGAAAGACUAGACGAAAGCUGUUCUGAACUGAAAUUCAAGACUUUGGAACAUCUGAAUAAAUAUGCUGGAGAAGGAUUACGAACUCUCUGCUUGGCUGUUAAAGAGUUGGACGAAGAUGUAUUUGAAGAAUGGAAGGAAAAAUUUCACGCUGCAGCUACAUCGAUGGAUAAUCGUGAAGAAAAAGUGAAUGCCGUGUAUGAAGACAUCGAGAAGAACUUGAUUCUUCUGGGAGCCACUGCAAUCGAAGACAAACUGCAAGAUGGGGUCCCAGAUGCAAUCGCGAAUCUUGCACUGGCAGACAUCAAACUUUGGGUCCUCACAGGAGAUAAGCAAGAAACAGCUAUUAACAUCGGAUAUUCGUGUCGCCUGCUAUCUGAUGAAAUGGUGGAUAUAUUCAUCGUGGAUGCUGAUGAUUUCGCCGAGGUCGCCAAUCAGUUAAGAAGAUUUCGAGAGGCGAUUGCCAAUGUCUUAGCUCAUAGCCAAGGAACGACAGCCUGUACAGUCAUCAGGUUCGAAAACGACUUCAAUGCCGCAGAAACGCCUGUAGAUCCUUCGGGAGGAUUCGCUUUAGUGGUCAAUGGUCAUAGUCUGGUGUUCGCCCUGGACCCCAGCAUGGAGUUACUAUUCCUGGAAGUGGCGUGCCAGUGCAAGGCUGUCAUCUGCUGCCGAGUUACGCCCCUGCAGAAAGCUCUGGUGGUCGAUCUGGUCAAGCGCCACAAAGGGGCUGUGACCCUUGCCAUAGGUGAUGGCGCCAAUGAUGUCUCCAUGAUUAAAACCGCUCACAUCGGUGUCGGUAUCAGUGGGCAAGAAGGCAUGCAAGCGGUGCUGGCCAGUGAUUUCUCUCUUGCCCAGUUCCGGUACUUGGAGAGAUUGCUUCUGGUACACGGCCGCUAUUCCUACUUCCGAAUGAGCAAGUUUCUAAGAUACUUCUUCUACAAGAACUUCGCCUUCACUCUUUGCCACUUCUGGUUCGGAUUUUUCUGUGGAUUCUCCGCACAAACCUUGUAUGACCCCAAUUUCAUCUCUUGUUACAACGUCUUCUACACAUCUAUGCCGGUUUUAGCGCUGGGAAUUUUCGAUCAGGACGUGAAUGACCGCUAUUCUUUGCACUAUCCUAAACUGUACACUCCAGGGCACUCGAACCUGCUCUUCAACAAGAAAGAGUUCCUGAAAUCUCUGGUUCACGGAGUUUGCACUUCUUUCACUCUGUUCUUCGUGCCCUACGGAUCCUUUUACGAAAGCAUAAACAAAGACGGACUGAAUAUGGAUGGACAUCAAAUUUUAGGCACAGUCGUGUCCACUCUACUGGUGCUAGUAGUGACCGCUCAGGUGGCGCUAGACACAUCAUACUGGACAAUUUGCAACCACAUCGUUAUUUUUGGCAGCGUGGCAUUCUUUUUCGCCCUGACUCUGUUCAUCAACAGCAACUUCAUCGCCAGCAAAUAUAUCGGUGUCUUUCGUAUGACCUUGAGCUCGCCAACCUUCUGGAUCACCUGCAUUUUGGUGCUCACCAUCCUGCUCAUCCCUAUCAUCAGCGUCCGGUUUUACUAUGUGCACGUCCAUCCAACCCUCUCGGAUAGGGUGAGGCUGAAGCAGAGGAGGAUGCGAAUCCAUUCCGAACCAUCCGAGCCCCAGAUCAUGCUUCCUCAGAUCAUGAGAAGGCCCAGCAGAAGAAAGUCCAUGAGAUCAGGGUAUGCCUUUGCUCAUCAAGAAGGCUUCGGUCGGCUCAUCAUGAGCGGGAAGAUAAUGAAGAAAUCCAAGUCGAGCUCCAUCGGCAACAACAUGUUGCCGCCAUUGUUGCCAGGCACCAUCACCAAUUACAGACCAACAAUCAAGGUCUGAAGACUUUCUGUGCUACACGUCUACGGGUUUACAUAAUAAUGGCAACUAUUUUUCUGUCGCCAGAACAUAAGAGUUCAAAAUAUUCUUAUUCAAAGAUUAUUAAAGAUGUUCCCGAUGAGUUACAUCAAUUUUGGAGCUACCAUUCACCAACUAACAUAAUUUUAAAAGAUCCUCCAACUCUUUCCACGACAAUAUCCAAAGACUAAUUUGACUGAUUUUUGAAAUUUUGCCAAUAUUUUAAAUGCAAUGUUAAUCGUUCUAUACCAAACUACUAACACCAAGAACGUCCACUUAACUAUCAACUCCAGCCUCUACUUUUUAUUGAUGGAAUCAUAUUUUUAUGACUGUUUGGAACAUAUUCAACUAUUUUCAGGGAAAAUAAUAGGAAUCUGGCAUACCAUCUAAGCCAUACAAUCUACCUAAAAAUACCAUUCUAUAAUACCUUUCAAAUUUUAUCUAUUUUACUAGCCAUCUUUCAGUGCCUAACGUCCGAAAAUGACUUGGAAAGCUAUAGAUUUGAUGCUUGAAAAUCAUUCUUGCCUUAUUUUGUCAAGUUUUUAAUGCUAACAGAACUAAUAAUGCCCUCUAAUAAAUCAAUGUAGGCAAAAACCUAACUUAACUUUUAGAGAUUUAUCUUUUUAUUUUUGAUAUUAGUAAUAGUAUAAAAUAUGACAACUUAAAACUCUAAAUUUUAAAUAUAGUAUUAUAAGUGAAACAGAUAUCCCUUCUAUAUUGAAUUCCUAUUUUCAAUAUUUCCAAUAAAAUAAUCAGGAUUCUUGCAUAAAUCAGUGAACAAUCUUUUCGGUGACCAUCAAAGUAAGAAAAGAUUUUGUGCCCUUCGACCAUUAGGGCUGUAUUUCAAUGAAAUACUUCUGUCAGACCCAUAUGGGUCAAUGUAAGAGAUCCAUCCUUACAGUAGGACAAUCCCAGAAUUCAACGUAAAAUUUAUAUUACAUUUGAACAGAUAUUCGUUAUUAAUAAACUCUAUAUCUUUGUUUCUUUUAUAUUAAGCAAAAAUUUAUCUCCAUUUUAAAACUUCUAAAGUCUUUUUAAUACUAUAAGCCUAACUUUUAAUAUUAGUUUGAAAGAAAAUAUGCGUACAUAUCUCUUGCCUUCUAAUGUGCCUACUGUCCACAGCUUCACUAAAAUAUCUUCUGAUUUUAACUGCAACUUUUAGUAGCAAGAAGUAUUUUAGAGAUAAAAUUUUUAGCAGCAAAAUAUUCUUGCUUGUGAUAAUUAUUUUUGUGAUUAUUGAGAAGCUAGUGUGUUUGUUAAUCUUUUCGCAUAGCUAUGAAUUUUCAAAUCACAUAGACUCGACCAUUUUUAAUUUUUAGAGGUAUGGAUAAUGGAAAUUUAGUUCAUAGAUUCAGGCUUAUAAGAAAAAUUUCUUAAUUCGUCAAUCAUAGAAAUCAAUAGCGUAGACGAAAUAUUUUGCUAAUGAUAAUAAAUUUCACUUGUUCUUGCAAGAUAAUUAUGGAAAUUUCUAUUUUUACUAAUCUCUAAAAAAUUGAUGCUAUAUUGUGCCUGUCUAGUCUUUCAAAAUGGCGGCCAUUUUGCCUUAAAGUACUUAAAUAGUAGUUAUUCUGAAUUACUUUCCGUACAUAAUCAAUUAUCCAAGCAUUAUUUAUAUAUCAGCUAUUUUUAUUCGGCAUUUGCUUUAACUAUUUUUGUAUUACUAUAAGCUUACAACCAUAUCAUUAAUGAUUUUAUAUUCAAAAUCGUAAUGCAAUUUUCAAAAAAGAAAAUUAAAUUUUUAGGUAAGUUUUAGUUGCAUCUAGAUUUUACUUUCAGACUUUUUUUUUAUUUUAAUAUAAUCUCUAUCGACUGUGCAUGAUUGAUUUUUAAAUUGUGCAAUAGAUGUCUUUAUUAUAUAACGAUUAAAUCAAUAAUUCGAUAAUACUUGAGAAAACAAAACUUUCACGUCGCCAAUAUUUCUGAUUUUUUCGCCAACCUUUAAGAUAACAACCAUCCUGAAGUGCUCCAAGAAACAAAGGUUUCAGAGUUAUAAAGGAGGAAUUGCAAAAUUUAGCAAGUUAUUGUUUGAAAGAUUCAGGGUUAUAAGUAACAAAGAAUUCAAACGAAGGUUUCAGGUUUAUGAAGAAAAAAUUGCAAAAUUUGGCGAAUUAUCGUUUGAAAGAAAUUCAAGUUUGGCGACAGUACCGUGCUUUCAAGUAUAGUCUAUAAUCGUAAAUGACAACGUUUUAUCGUUGAUAUGUAUUCAUUAAUAGUUUAUUUUAUUACCAUUUAUAAUCAUAUAUAAUUUGUUUCGGAUAAAUAUUUAUUUUUACAUAUAAAGCAUGUUAUUAUGAUAUUAAUUUAUAUUAAACUAAUCAUUGUAAUAAAAAAUGAAAUUUUAAAUAUAAAAUAUUGGGACCACAAAAGAACCUUCAGGGUUCUUUCUGUAACCGGCCAUUGACCUCUUCGCCUUAUAUUAGCCAUUUCAAGGACCAAGAACAUGAAUAAGUUACACAUCCCUGUCAAGAACUUCGAAACCAGAGUUCGUUAGUCCUGUAGACGUAUCCAAUCAACAGUAUUAUGUACAGUGCUCUUCUACAAAUCUAGUGAGGUGUGAUUUGUCAAUCUGUAUCCAUAAUCGUGUUUUAGAAUUUAAUUUAAUAGUAAAAAAAGAAGGAAAAAGAAAAUGAAAAGCCCAAAUCAAAAAACAAGACAUUAAUCUGUAGAAUCUUCAGUGUCUGUUAUUUGUAAAAUUUGGAAGAAAGCAUAGGAACGCUUUCAGAAUGUUUCUUUUUUGUACAAAUUAAAUCGUUUGUAGUUGUUGUAUAAAAAUUGUUAUAAAAUAGAGAAAUAAAGAAUUAUUCUACGUUGA